Molecule: messenger RNA, 4437 nt
Organism: Quercus robur (English oak)
Lineage: Eukaryota; Viridiplantae; Streptophyta; Magnoliopsida; Fagales; Fagaceae
Product: auxin response factor 19-like
Exons: 14
Coding region: 580-3918 (1112 amino acids)
Biological process (GO): response to hormone; regulation of DNA-templated transcription
Cellular component (GO): nucleus
Molecular function (GO): protein binding; DNA binding
Source: RefSeq, a predicted model, not a curated record
UAAGAUUAAAAAGAGAGAGUGUUUUUUUAGAGAGAGAGAGAGAGAGAGAGAGUGUGAAGAAAAAGGGCAUUGGGAAAAGAGAAGAGAAGAGAAGAGAAGAGAGAAAGAGAAGAAGAGCAGAGAAAGAGAGAGAGAAAAAAAAAAGUAAAAAAGAUAAGAAAGCAAGCAAGCAAAAAAGGACUUGUCUGGAGAUUGUAGGGGAAAACUGGGGGCAGAAUUUCAGCAUUUGGUCUCUGUGAAACUCAACAUACACCACCCACAACUCCUCUUUCUCUCUCUCUCUACAAAAAAUAUAUAUAUAUAUAUAUUUAUAUAUAUUUUUUCUCUUUUUUGCCCUCACUUGUCGGCUCUCCCUUUUCCGGCGACCUAUAGCCUCCAUUUUUGACUGGUGUUUCUGCUUUGGUUUUGGUUGGAGCUGAUCUGAUGCUUUUUUUAUUUUUUUCAGCUGAGCUUUUGAUUUCAGCUUUUAGAAAUGAAUCGUUGAUAAAUUUUUAUCCGAUCAUUUCUUGAAAACCAAAAAGAGAGAGAGAGAGAGAGAGAGAGAGAGAGAGAAGGAAAAUAGUUUGGCGGAGAAAGACAAUGAAGACGCCGGCGAAUGGUGCCACGUCAGCAUCCAAUUCCUGCGAAGGAGGAGAGAAGAAGAGCAUAAACCCAGAGCUAUGGCAGGCAUGCGCAGGGCCGCUGGUGAACCUACCGCCGGCUGGGACCCACGUCGUCUACUUCCCUCAAGGCCACAGUGAACAGGUGGCAGCUUCUAUGAAGAAGGAUGUGGAUGCACAAAUCCCAAACUACCCAAAUCUUCCCUCAAAGCUACUUUGUCUCCUUCACAAUGUUACUCUGCAUGCGGAUCCAGAAACAGAUGAAGUUUAUGCUCAGAUGACACUUCAGCCGGUUCCUUCUUUUGACAAGGAGUCAUUGUUGAGAUCUGAUCUUGCACUCAAGACAAAUAAACCGCAACCAGAUUUUUUCUGCAAAACAUUGACAGCAAGUGAUACAAGCACUCAUGGAGGGUUCUCCGUGCCACGCCGUGCAGCAGAGAAAAUUUUCCCUCCUCUUGAUUUCUCCAUGCAACCACCUGCUCAAGAACUUAUUGCUAGGGAUUUGCAUGAUAAUGUAUGGACUUUCCGCCAUAUCUAUCGUGGACAACCAAAACGUCAUUUGCUUACGACUGGAUGGAGCCUAUUUGUUAGUGGAAAGAGGCUUUUUGCUGGUGACUCUGUUUUAUUCAUUAGGGAUGAAAAGCAGCAGCUUCUAUUGGGCAUUAGACGGGCUAACAGGCAACCCACCAAUCUAUCAUCAUCAGUAUUGUCAAGUGAUAGUAUGCAUAUAGGGAUUCUGGCAGCAGCAGCUCAUGCUGCAGCAAACAAUAGCCCCUUCACUGUGUUUUAUAAUCCCAGGGCAAGUCCUUCAGAGUUUGUUAUCCCAUUAGCCAAGUACUACAAGGCUGUCUAUAGCAACCAAAUAUCACUUGGCAUGCGCUUUCGAAUGAUGUUUGAAACAGAAGAGUCAGGAACAAGAAGGUAUAUGGGUACAAUUACAGGUAUCAGUGAUCUUGAUCCUGUUAGAUGGAAGAACUCACAGUGGCGUAAUUUGCAGGUUGGUUGGGAUGAGUCAACAGCUGGGGAAAGGCGUAACCGGGUGUCAAUCUGGGAAAUUGAACCAGUGACUGCUCCAUUUUUUAUCUGUCCCCCUCCAUACUUCAGAUCAAAGCGUCCAAGGCAACCAGGAAUGCCAGAUGAUGAAUCAUCAGAUUUAGACAAUUUAUUCAGGAGGACAAUGCCUUGGAUUGGUGAUGAUAUCGGCAUGAGAGAUCCUCAGGCUCUGCCUGGUUUAAGUUUAGUCCAGUGGAUGAACAUGCAGCAAAACCCUUCCCUGGCUAACACGAUACAGCCAAAUUACAUGCAUUCCAUGUCCGGAUCUGUUUUGCAAAACCUUUCUGGCACAGAUCUUUCCCGUCAAUUAGGCUUGUCUGCACCACAAAUACCUCAGACAAACAACAUGCAGUUCAAUUGCCAGAGGCUACCUCAGCAAGCACAACAGCCUGACCAUCUCCCAAAGCCACCGUCCACAUUGAAUCCAUUAGGAUCUGUUAUUCAAUCACAGCAACAGUUAGGUGAUAUUACUCAACAAUCUAGGCAAAAUGUGGUAAAUCAAACUCUACCUUCAAGUCAAGUUCAAGCCCAAAUGCUGCAGCCUCAGUCACUAGUCCAAACUAAUAAUAUCCUUCAGCAGCAGCCAUCUGUUCAAAACCACCAGCCUCAUAGAAGUGUUAAUCAGAACCUGCAGCCGCAGCAGCAUCAACAACAGCAUCAACAACAAAGUAUGGGUCAGAAUCAGCAGCAAAACCUUAUUCAACCGCAGCUGCCUGACCAAGUAAACCAACAGUUGCAAAUGUCUGAAAAUCAGAUUCAAAUUCAACUAUUUCAGAAGCUUCAACAGCAGCAGCAGCAGCAAUCACUUCUAGCACAGCAGUCAGCUCUGCAACAGCCUGCUCAAUUUACACAACUCCAAGAUCCACAGAGGCAGCUGUUUGAUAUGUCGCAGAACUUCUCUAGGCCUCUGACACCCACCCAAAUUCUAGAGGUCCCUCAAGCAACCUCAACAUCACUCCCUCAGUCAAUCCCACAUCAGAUGACAAGGAAUAACAGCCACACAAAUAUUCGGUUCUCUCAUCCACCGCAGCAGCCAAAGCUUCAACAUCAGCAAUCUGGUGUACUGCCUGAAAUAUCUGGUCACAUGGGACUUCCCCUACCCCCAACAACUAAUCAGCUAUCUACAGCUGGUAGCAGCAUAGUAACAGGAACUGCUGGAGCUGGGCAGUCUGCAAUUACUGAUGAUCUUCCAUCUUGUUCCACUUCACCUUCCACAAACAACUGCCCCAAUGUGGUUCAGCCAGUGAUGAAUGGCAUGCCCCAUCGAAGUACAGCUAUGGGGGAGGACAUGGCUCAUUCUGCUGCCACAAUCUUGUGUCCAAGUGCCUUGGAAACCAUUUCAUCUAAUGCUAACUUGGUUAAAGAUUUGCAGCAAAAGUCUGAUGUGAAGCCUUCAUUGAACAUCUCUAAGAAUCAAAAUCAAGGAUUUUUUGCUCCACAAACAUACCUGAAUGGUGCUGCUGCCCAGACAGAUUACUUGGACACAUCAUCGUCAACAACUUCAGUUUGCCUUUCACAGAAUGAUGUCCAUUUACAGCAGAAUAACAACCCAGUGUCCUUCAAUCCACAAUCAUUGUUGUUCAGAGACACCAGUCAGGAUGGGGAAGUUCAGGCAGAUCCUAGGAAUAGUGUUCCCUAUGGGAAUAACAUUGAAAGUCAGCUAGGGAUUCCCAUGAACCCUGAUCCGUUGUUAGCAAAGGGCAUGACAGGGUUAGGGAAAGAUAUCCACAAUAAUUUCUCUUCAGGAGGCAUAAUUACAAACUAUGAAAACUCAAAAGAUGCUCAACAGGAACUUUCAUCCUCAAUGGUUUCCCAGUCUUUUGGAGUUCCCGAUAUGACAUUUAACUCAAUUGAUUCCACAAUAAAUGAUAGCAGCUUCUUGAACAGAGGUCCUUGGCCCCCCCCACCACAGUUUCAGCGAAUGAGGACAUAUACCAAGGUUUACAAACGUGGAGCCGUGGGGAGAUCCAUUGAUAUCUCGCGAUAUUCAGGUUAUGAUGAGCUUAAACAUGGUCUGGCUCGAAUGUUCGGCAUAGAGGGACAGUUGGAAGAUAGACAAAGAGUAGGUUGGAAACUUGUCUAUGUAGAUCAUGAAAGUGAUGUUCUCCUAGUGGGAGAUGACCCUUGGGAAGAGUUUGUGAACUGUGUCCGCUGCAUCAAGAUCCUGUCUCCACAAGAAGUCCAGCAAAUGAGCUUGGAUGGAGAUUUUGGAAGUGGCGUCCUUCCAAACCAAGCCUGCAGCAGCUCAGAUGGGGGAAAUGCUUAAUGUAGUCUACCUAAAUCCUAACGAUUCUUCUUCCAGGUUGGGAGCUUAUAAAGUUCAUAGUAAUCUCAUCAUAGCUUUCAAUAUGGCAUGUAAUUGCCUGCCACAACUGGAUUUCCCAGUCACUCAUGCACAUUGAAGAAGUGAGCGAGCCUUCACCAGUUUGAGUGGCUCUCUUCUAAAAUUUUGGCACGUUUCAGAAAGCAUGACAGAGGGCUGGGAAACAGGGGAAAAAAAGAGAAGUUUUCUCUCCAGGCAGAAUACUCUUAUUGGCCUGAGUUUUGUUCCAGGAGGGUGAAUUUCCAGACUAGUAAAGAAGCCACUGUGCUCAUCCAUAUGAUGCUUUUGUAAGAUCAGCACUAAAUUAGUUUGCCUAAAGAUAUUAGUAUUUGAAAUUCUGCCACUCGGGCACUGUAAAAAGAGAAAGCAUGAGAUUGUAAGGCCUAGUUUCGAGUGUAUAAAUUUGUAGAUUUCCUCAAUCCUUCAAUGAAAUUGCUUAAUAUAAAAUUUGGGGUGUGAAAA